GGAGGGAAGUAGGGAUGUCACUUGAGACAGAACCAGGCAUCAGGUCUUUAUAGCAGUGGCUGCAACAAGACUGGGUCAGAACCAGUGAAUACUGUAUAGGGGCUAGGAAGAUGGCUGAGCCAGGAUUUCAAAGCUGUCAAGAGGAUUCACAACUCCAUGACAAUGCAGAAAAGAUGGCUGCUGCUGAUCAGGGAGUGAAGUGGGCCACAGAACUGAUCGAACAGAAGCUGGCGCUUGAGGAAGAGCAGGAGAAACACCGCUCCCACCCCCCUGCAAAGCAGCCAGAAAUGGCACGGAUGGACUCUCCACAGCUGGAAGAUGAAAAGAGGCAUGGACCUAUCAACAAAGGUGUUGAGGGGCUCAAGGGCCAGGAGAGGGUGCGAAAGAGCUCUGUGGACCUAAGGCGAGAGAUCAUUGAAGUUGGUGGCACUCAGUACCUCUUUGAGCUACGCAAGAAACCCAGAAAGAAGAAGGAAGAGAAGAAACCAGAGCCUGAGCCAGAGGAAAUUACAGGUCCUGUGACAGAAGAGGAUUUCCUGAAAGCUGCUGUACAAGGCAAGGUGCAUGUGGUGGAGAAGUUCCUGGCAGAUGGGAGCUCUCCAGAUACCAGUGAUGAGUUCCGCAGGACAGCUUUACAUCGUGCCUCACUUGAGGGAUACACAGAAAUAGUGGAGAAGCUUUUGGCCUAUGGUGCCACUGCUGACUUCAGAGAUCGACUGGAUGCCACUGCUAUGCAUUGGGCCUGCCGUGGUGGACAUCUUGAUGUGGUGAAACUCUUGCAAGAGAAAGGAGCCAAUUUUAAUGUCAAGGACAAACUUCUCAGCACUCCUCUGCAUGUGGCCACCCGCACUGGUGUGACCGAGAUUGUGGAACAUCUGAUUAAUAGUGGGAUGGACAUCAACUCCCGUGAUCGAGAGGGAGACAGUGCCCUGCAUGAUGCUGUUCGUCUCAAUCGCUACAAGAUCAUUAAGUUGCUGAUUCUGCACGGGGCGGACAUGAUGGCCAAAAACCUGGCUGGGAAGACUCCUACAGACCUUGUGCAGCUAUGGCAGAAAGAUACGCGGGAAGUGUUGGAGCAGCAAGAGCCAGACACAACAGAGAUGCCAGCAUGAGGCAGAUGGGGGGAGGGGAGCCAGGUGGGACUCAAGCCAGGAUAACAUUGGACUCCCAAGAGGCUGUCAUUACCACCCAAUUAAAAAAAUAGAAAAGAAAGUAAAAUCUAAUGAGAGUUCAUCCACUACGUGAGAAUCAGAAAUGCAAUAGUUGGAAAACUCCCAGUCACCAUAUUAUCACCAGCCACGCAUGUGAAUGUUCUGUUUGUCAUACAGCUGUAUAUAGCAGAGGCACCCUGCCAAGUAGACAGGUUCCAGUCUUGUAUCCAUGGAAUAAAACUGAGCUGAACACAUGAAGCUGCCUUACACUAAAUCAGACUUCUGGUCAAUUAAGGUCAGUGAUGUUUAGUCUGACUGGCAGCAGUUUUCCAUGAUCUCAGGUGAAGGUCUUUCCCAUUACCUUCUACCCAGUCCUUUAACCUGGAGAGACCAGGGAUUGAACCUGGGACCUUUUGUUUGAAAACCAGAUUGUCUGCCACAGAGUCAUUGCCCCUCUUGUGGACUGAGUGAUGGAUAAUGCUCACGUGUCUCAACUGCAUGAUAACAAACUAGCCUACAAGAUCCUAUAAUAUCAAACUACUUGCAGUAUAUUGAGUUAGGGUUGUAAAAGCCAAGACUCCAGGUGUGUUCCAGAUAUUCCACAGCAAAGAGCACCUUGUCUCUGUGCAGCCAGGUAUACCUGGUUGUAAUUUAUCAUCUGACUGGUCUGGUUGGUAUCCUGUCCUUUCAUUCUAUGCAUGGCCCAUCUGGCACUGCGCUCAUAUUGGGCUCCUUUUACUUAUACCUUCUGAGCUAAUCCCUUGAAGCGCUCUGUAAUAUUCACCUGAACCAGACCAGUACUGAAUGGGUGUUGUUUCCUCUGCCUGUCCCUGGCGGCAGCUCUUCACUAGCUCAGGGAGAAGUCUUUCACAUCAUCUAUCUACCUGGCCCUUUUGGAUGGUGAAUGAACCACAGACUUUUGCUGCUAGGAAGGUGCAGGCACAGCAAACUAUGA
Messenger RNA from Gekko japonicus, 2106 nucleotides. It is a transcript of the gene ANKRD2, whose product is annotated as ankyrin repeat domain 2 (stretch responsive muscle). Gene Ontology annotation, cellular component: nucleus. The record is from RefSeq and is a predicted model, not a curated record. Gene Ontology annotation, molecular function: RNA polymerase II-specific DNA-binding transcription factor binding. NCBI's taxonomy places the organism in Eukaryota, Metazoa, Chordata, Lepidosauria, Squamata, Gekkonidae. The coding region runs from base 111 to 1112 and encodes 333 amino acids. Gene Ontology annotation, biological process: regulation of transcription by RNA polymerase II. The transcript is spliced from 9 exons.